AUGUCUUUCCUCACUGAAGCUGCUGCCCGCCGAUUGGCAUCUGUCCCCCGUGCUGUCGCCACCUCAGGCUUCACCACCACCGUCCCGCGAGCUUCAUUCACCACCUCCAUCCAGCUGCAGAAGACUGCCACCGAGACGGUAAAGGAUAGUCUGAAGACAGUAGACCGCGCUGUCAGCGACAAGCUCGUCGAUGGCAUCAACAUCACUACAAACGCCGCGAGCAAGGUCAAGGAGGCUGCUGGAGAAGCCUCUUCCGGCAAGGUCACAGGCCAGGCUGCCGAGCUCCGAGGUGAGGCAUCCGGAAAGGCUAGUGAGCUAAAGGGCGAGGCCAAGGGCAAGGCACACGAGGUCGCCGGCAAGGCAAAAGGUGCCGCAGAGGAAGCCAAGCAGAAGAUCUAG
Molecule: messenger RNA, 399 nt
Organism: Phaeoacremonium minimum UCRPA7
Lineage: Eukaryota; Fungi; Ascomycota; Sordariomycetes; Togniniales; Togniniaceae
Product: putative lea domain-containing protein
Exons: 2
Coding region: 1-399 (132 amino acids)
Source: RefSeq, a predicted model, not a curated record